CAUGGUCCUCCUCAGCGCGCUCUGGGUUUCGCCUCGGACAAACUGUGGCGGAGCGCUGGAUCACCAAAAGUUCGCCGGAUCGGUUUAGUGGUUCGGCUCGGGGCAGGAGUGAUUCGGUGUUUGUUUUUUGUCGGGGGAUUGAGGUUUUGUCUUUUUUAGUUUUUAAUUUUUUUGCAGUUUAACCAUGGAGAUUCUUAGAGGUCUCCUUGCGUUGCUGUGCGUUUUUCUGGCCGGAGCGCAAACGCAGAUCCAAAGAAACAGACUGGCGGAUUGCCCUGUUGACCUUUUCUUUGUACUCGAUACAUCGGAGAGUGUCGCCCUCAGACAGAAACCUCCCAACUUUUAUAUUGACCAGAUCAAAGAAUUCACCAAUCGCUUCAUAGAUGAACUCAAGGAUAUGCGUCAACGAUGUGACCGCAUGCUGACAUGGAACUCAGGAGCACUGCACUACAGUGACGAAAUCAUCCUUGUGCGAGAGCUGAGUGACAUGAGCACUGAACGCCAGGCCCUGAAGAAUGACAUCAAUACCAUCAAAUACAUCGGCAAGGGCACAUAUACUGACUGUGCCAUCAAGAGGGGGCUUGCUGAGCUGCUCAUUGGGGGUUCCCACUACCAUGAGAACAAGUACAUCGUGGUAGUGACUGAUGGCCAUCCCAUCACUGGUUACAAAGAGCCAUGUGGAGGCGUGCAGGAGGCUGCUAAUGAAGCCAAGCAACAUGGAGUCAAAGUUUUUGCUGUUGCCAUCUCACCUGACCAGGAGGAUACCAGGCUGUCACUCAUUGCCACAGAUCAGAGCUACAGGCAGAACUUCACUGCUGCAGAUGACUCCAGAUCAACCAAGAUGGGAACCAUUAGGACCAUCAUUGAUAUGAUUACAAAUGAGACAAAGGACACAUGUUGCUCUUUCGACUGCAAUGCUAAAGGAGGGCCUAAAGGACCAGACGGAGACAUUGGCGCAAAGGGAGAAACAGGCAGACCAGGGAUGCCAGGAGAGAAAGGAGAUGUUGGUGCCAUGGGCAACAUUGGAGAUCCUGGUCCUGUUGGUUACAGUGGAAUGAAGGGAGACCGUGGUGGCAGAGGAGAAAAGGGUGAAAGAGGACACAAAGGCUACAAGGGAGACAAAGGUCAUAGGGGAAAUGAUGGAAUUGAUGGGCGCAAGGGUGAACCUGGUUUCCCUGGCCUUGCCGGCUGUAAAGGAUCUCCUGGAUCAGACGGCCAACAGGGAGAGCCUGGACCAAAGGGAGACUCAGGUCCUUAUGGACAAAAAGGAGCAAAAGGAGAUCCUGGAAGAGAUGGCGAACCAGGAAGGCCUGGAAACUAUGGCCCACUGGGACCUAAGGGUGAUGAAGGUCCUCGCGGAGCCGAUGGGGACAAAGGAGAGCGCGGUGAUGAUGGCCCACCAGGACCAGAUGGAACCCGCGGGGACAACGGACCAAACGGAGAGAAGGGGGAGCAAGGCUCCCGUGGAAACAGAGGUCCGAGAGGAGAAGCGGGGGAGCCAGGACCCCGUGGAGAGCAGGGGAGGGAGGGCUCAGCUGGCCCUAAUGGAGACCCUGGUGAGCCUGGCAGAGUCGGGCCUCCUGGCUACAGAGGAGAUGAAGGCCCACCUGGACCAGAAGGACCCAAAGGACCGAGAGGAAUCAAAGGAGCUCCGGGAGACAGAGGCCAGAUGGGGGAAAGGGGAGAAGAAGGUGUCCCAGGAAAUGGCACCGUAGGUUGUCCAGGUUUUCAGGGUUAUCCUGGGCCCCGUGGAGACUCUGGGGAGCCUGGUAGCAAGGGAACCCCUGGACCCAAAGGAGAUGACGGCGAUCCUGGAGAUCCAGGCCCCGAUAACAACAAACCAGGGCCUCCAGGGCCUAAAGGGGCCAAAGGUCACAGAGGACCUGAGGGCAAACCGGGACCUCCUGGGCCUCCUGGACCACCAGGAAGUGAUGAGUGUGAAAUUCUGGAUAUCAUCAUGAAGCUUUGUUCUUGUUGUGAGUGUAAGUGUGCAAAUCUGGACCUGGCGUUCAUUGUGGACAGCUCAGAGAGUAUCGGUGACCGAAACUUUGAACUUGCCAAAGACUUUAUCAUCACAGUCAUAGACAGACUGGCCAAAGACCAGCAAGUAAAGUUUGCAGCAAAUGAGUCCAAGGUGAGCGUAGUCCAGUACAGUGGAUCGCGAGCUCAAGAAGCUGUCCAACUGGGCAAUAGAAUUGGGGGCCUCACCGAAUUUAAACAGGCAGUGAGAGACUUGCAAUGGUUGGCAGAGGCCACGUACACAGGCGAAGCCCUUGAAUACGCUCUGAACAACACCAUCAACCAGAUGACGCAAGAGAAUCGAGUCGUUCUCGUUCUCACCGAUGGACGUUCUGAUACUCUCAGGGACACGGUUCCCCUCAACGUCCUCUGUGGUAAAGACAUCGUGGUGGGUGGUGUAGGAGUGAAGGACUACUCAGGCACUCCACCCAACCAUGAGCAGGUUAUGGAAAUGGUUUGUGAGAGUGACCCCAAACCAGGCUUUUCCUUUGUCCUGGACAACUAUGCCGAGCUGCUAGAUGACACUUUCCUGCAGAACCUCACAACCAGAAUCUGCCAAGAAAAGAAAUGCCCAGACUACAAAUGUUCCAUCUCUUUCUCUGAUAGUGCUGAUAUACUGAUGAUGAUGGAUAGUUCUGCCAGUGUGGGCCACAAGAACUUUGAGACAAGCAAGGCUUUCGUCCGCAAGUUGGCCGAGCGUUUCCUGACUGCCAGGAAGAAGAGGGAUACCACUGUGAGAGUGGGUCUGGGCCAGUACAGCAGAAGCGCCCGCAUGGAACAGGCGCUGACUACCAAUUUGACCCUGCUGAGUUAUCACGCUGAAGAAGCGGUCUUCCAGAAUGACGGCACCAACCUGGUAGAGGCCUUGGAUUUUUCCGUCAGGAAUUUACGCGGCCGUGGGGAUGCAUCAGGAGGCAUUAAGAAGCUGGUGAUGUUCUCCGACGGCAGGUCUCAAACCGUCACAGAGGCUUUGCUGCAGAAGCGGGUCCGUGAGGUGGCGGAAGCCGGGGUUGAGCUCUUUGUCAUUGCUGUUGGCAACCAAGUCAAUGAAGUCAACUUGCGCACACUGGUGAGCAGGGGUCGGCAGGACGACAUCACCUAUGCCCAGCGCCACCUGUUCCGUGUCCCAGACUACCCCUCUCUGCUCCGCGGGGUCUUCUACCAAACCGUCUCCCGCAGGGUGUCCAUGCCCUGAGUGCAGGGCACAGAUCAACAGGACCAACACACUUUAGAUUUGUAGUCCCAUUAUGAAUAUUCAGUCUCACUCAUUUACCAUACACUGUGUUUGAAUACUUCAACAGAAAAAAAGAAAUGUCAGAAAACGACUGAUGAUUGUGUAGCAGACAAAUGGAAAUGUAUUCAUGAAAUUCUCAGGGAACUUUUUUACCCUGGGUUUAUCCUCCAAGGCAGACCGUCUCAAGCUGUGUAUAAUUUCCACCUCCUAUGCUUAGACCAUAACCCAAGAAAUGGUGCUCACCUAAAGCUUUUUAGGGUUUUAGAGUGUGUUGGGACAGCACACAACUGGAAGGAAUUACUGCCUGGAAGGCAAGGAUCAGGGUAAAAAAGUCCCACAUAAAGGGGUUGUUUUGGUCCUGGAGAGGCAUCAGUAAUGGCCGCAACUAAACCUAUUCCUAAGAUUUAAAUACUUUGGGCUGAUUUGUACUCGGAUUCUCUGCAUCCCUGCAGCAUACCAGUGUAGGUUGAAAACAGCUCAUCAAGGCUACAGUCUCCUGUCUCUCCAGGACCGGAUCUCCGGCCAUUUGAAAGAUUUGUGUUAAGGGUUUAAUGUGGACUAAUUUUUGUGGCUCUUACCACUCAAGUGUUGUCGGAUGUGUGGAGUCACAAUCUUACAUAAAAGGAACAUAAGUGAACCAACCGCAGCAACGUACAAAUUCUUUGGCGGGUGCUUGCUGAAUGAUUGUUAACCUGGCCGGCUUAUGAUUACCCAGUCAACUUUAUUUUAGGUUUUAUCCCUAUAAAGCAUAUUGAAAAGGUCAGUAUGAAAAGUUAUGACAUAUUUCCAACUUGGUGAAAACUCACACCCGACAUCACUUGAAAGCUGUUAGGUAACCAAACUGACAGGGAAAACAGAACAUGACAAUAUUAAACAAACCAAUCAGCACCUCACCUGGUAUUAAUGAGGAACAGCUGGACUCAACAUGUGUGAUUCAAUCUUUGUGUGUAUCUGUAUGUGUGAGCACCUCUGUGUGUGUAUAUCAAUUACAUACACGUGUGUGUGAAGGUUUUUUUUUUAGUAGAGUAGCCUUGGGCGAUCCAUAAAUGUGUUAUAUUCCAUAAACAGUUGUUCUAAGGUCACUGCUUCAAAUGACAGAACCCUGUUCCCUUUUUGAUGUGCAGCAGAGAGGCAUCCGUCAAACACACACAUGUACACACAUACAUACCUCCGUACUUCAUCAGUGAGGUAAGAAGAGAAACCUCCCUUCCCCACACACACACUUUUAGUUCCCCUCACCUGUAAGCUCCACACCUGCAGUUCUGUUGUCUUCAGUGGCCCAGAGUCACCGUACUGUUGUUGUUACUGUGGUGCUAUUAUCAGUCUCAGUGUAACAGCCUCUAACCAUGUUGUUAAAGAAGAUAUUUUUACAAAAUCUCAGCAGUGUUGUAAGAGCUCCUUCAAUAAAGGUUGCUACACCAAA
Messenger RNA from Micropterus dolomieu (smallmouth bass), 4676 nucleotides. It is a transcript of the gene col6a1, whose product is annotated as collagen, type VI, alpha 1. NCBI's taxonomy places the organism in Eukaryota, Metazoa, Chordata, Actinopteri, Centrarchiformes, Centrarchidae. The coding region runs from base 185 to 3214 and encodes 1009 amino acids. The transcript has 35 exons. The record is from RefSeq and is a predicted model, not a curated record.